AUGGCGGUUUUGACGAAUAAAGGAAUUAAUGGGGAAAUUGAAGGAUUCUUCCAAAGUGGUUAUAACAGAUGUACAGAGGGAAUCUUUAUUUCAUCUCAGCCCGAAUACUUGUCGGAUGAUCAUGUAGUCUUUUACUUGGACACCCAGGGCACCUUUGAUUUGCAAACUGAACGGAAAAUCUCUGCUUGGAUUGCCGGAUUCAGUCUACUGGUCUCGGAUAUUCAGAUAAUCAAUCUUCGCGGUAACCUUGGAGGAGAUAAUCUACAGGAUCUCCAUUUGUUCACAGAAAUGCAAUUGAUCUUCUUGAUACGUGAUGCUCCAAAUAGUUCAAAAGAUGAGAUUUUCUUAGAUGAGCUCUGGCUGCAAACAUCACAGUCUAAAGAUUUACAAGAAAUGUCUGCCUCUUUGAGAUCCAAGUUUUCUUUAAUUGAAUGUUUUUGUGCUCCGCCAGCUUCGGAUCGAAUUCGUCGCGCAAAUGGGAAAAUUCAAAUUGAGUUAGAAGAUCAACCUUUGCUUCAAAAACUGAAUCUUGUCAAAGAAAGUUUGCUCACUUCAUCCAAAUCAUUGGACGAUCAGCCAAUGAGAAAGACUACAGGUUAUGCUAAGAAAGCUAAACAAGAGAACUAUCUGCAAAUUUACGAAGAGAGAAGAGGAGAAGCUUUUAAAGCUCUGAAAGAACUCGUUCAUCCUAAAGAUUUUGCUGAAGCUGAGAAACUGCUUAGCUCUAAGAUUACGAAACUGUUCACUGUCAAAGAGUUGGAGCUGAAAGAGGAAGCGGCACAAAAAGGCGAUCAACUGAACAUUGAGAAAUUUCAGUCCUCUGAACUCUCAAAAAUUGGAAAGCUUGAUUUCGAAUCGUUGUUGAAGUUGAAAAGAGAGAAUCAAAUGGAGCUCAUUGUUGUCGAAUUCGUGAAAACCCUCCAUCGAUUUACUGACAGUGAUUUUUUGUCGAUCAAAACCAGACUAGAGGAGCGCUUGGAGUAUCAAUUUCUCUUCUCACGAGAAGGACAUUUGAAAAAGUACCUUGACGAACUUGUGAAAAAACUACGAGAGAAAAUUCUUGCCACUGAAACUUGUUACAGAAACGUUGAAGAAAUUUGUCUGGAAGAGAUCCGCUUGAGUCUUGUGCUGUUUUCUGAUGAACUCAAGAGAACGGGAGUUGAUGAAGAAAAGACAGAUGAGUUGAUACUGUUUGCAAAGGAGGAAUUCAAAAAAUGUUCAUUUUUGGCUUUACGUCUUCACAGUGAGAGGAGAGUGGCAACGGAGCUUUUGAAUACACUUACAAAACAGCUCGACAUUUCGAGUAAAAAACAAGCGACCGAGCCCUUUUCCUUGGAAAUCGUUGACGAAGUAGACCCGGAGGAUAGGGACAUUGAUGACGCACAAUCGUGGGAAUUCGAAGAACACGAAGAGAGUAAAAAACAAGCGAACGAAGACAAAAAAAAAACGAUUGUUCUACAAAGAUUUGAAGAAAACUUGCAGACAUCGACUAGCACUUUUCUUGAGCAUAAGCAAACGAUCUUGGAUCAGAGGAACAACUUUGAAAAUCUGAAGAGACAACAAGGUGGUGAAGAAUCUUGGGCAUUUGAAGCUGAAUUCCUUAAAUUGAUUCAGUCACAAGAUCAAUUGAAUCAUGAAUUGAGAAUGAGCGAACGAAGAUCGGAUGUUGAGACAAACUAUGAAUCGCCGAGGUGCUUACGGAAUCUCGAAAUGGAGGCUGAUCUUGACCUCGAGAAGUCAAUUAGUGAAGAGACUUUGAUCGAUGAAUAUAUCAACAACAAGAUCAUUGUUUUUCAUUUAUUUGAACAGGGAUUGGCGGGUUUUCAAAACAAAGCUAUGAUUUUACAAGAAUCCAUUGAAGGGUUUCUGCAAGAACUUGAAAUAUAUUGUGAAGUUGAAGGAUUUGAUUCAGAAUUGAUUGCUAUUAAAAGAGAGAGUUUGAGGAAGGACCUGAAUCUGCUUGCCGGUGAUCUUUCUGUUACUGAAACGAGAUCCGAUGAUAUGGUAGUCGUUGAAAACGGCAAUGUCUCCAGUCCAGAAAGAACCACUACCAUUAUUCGAUGGAUUAGUCAAAUUGGCGGGAAUUUGUUUAAGAUUUACAAGUUAAUUGUAUCGCUCUUUCGAGAUAUAUUUGGAUCGCAUUCUAUCUGGCUAUCUAACUUA
Messenger RNA from Mesorhabditis belari, 2163 nucleotides. The record is from the annotation of a GenBank genome assembly. Lineage: Eukaryota; Metazoa; Nematoda; Chromadorea; Rhabditida; Rhabditidae.